This is a messenger RNA of Lottia gigantea (owl limpet), 885 nucleotides long. RefSeq lists its product as hypothetical. Bases 1 to 885 code for a protein of 294 amino acids. Gene Ontology annotation, molecular function: acetyltransferase activity. The transcript has a single exon. The record is from RefSeq and is a predicted model, not a curated record. Lineage: Eukaryota; Metazoa; Mollusca; Gastropoda; Lottiidae.
AUGUUUCCACUAGAAGAAGUUAAGGAUUAUUUAUCGAAUGUUCUUGGAUUAUCCAAUGUGGAUCAAUUUCUGACCAAUCCAGAUAAACUUGAAAUAGUUACAACCAUAUUACGAGCUCAUGUUCAAAUUCAACCAUUUCAAAACGUGUCGACGUUUUUAAGUAUAGAUUAUGUAAACCGCCAUCGUCCAACGUGGGGGGUUAUAAAAUCAGCCAUGUUCAGAAAGGAAGGUGGGGUUUGUUACCAUCAUCAUUACCUUUUCUAUGAGAUGCUAAAUACUUUGAAGUUCAAUGUGGGCGUGGUGAAGGCAAGGUAUUUUGGAGUAUACACCCACCUCGUUAUCCUUCUGAGGGAUCUGGUUAAAAAAGGAGAUGUUUAUCUUCUGGAGGCGGGGUCUGGAUACCCUACAUUUCAACCAAUAUGUCUUGAUUUUGAGAAAGAAUCACCUAUUUUCUGUGAGUCGUUUGUGGAAUAUAAAUACAUCAAACAUGAAGGACUUAUUAUCAGGGUUCAUAAAGGAGAUGAUAAAGGAGAAAAGACAAUCUGCGAAUCAAAACGGAUGAUAGAUGGUUGGAGGGAGUUGUAUGGAUUUUCCGUGGAAGAUGAUGAAGUUUCUACUAUUCGUGCACUAGACGAUAUGUAUGAAAUUGUGAUGACAGAUAAAAUCAUCACUCCGUUUCAUGACAGCUUAAGGUGGAUCUGUUUUCCAAACUUCCGAGCCAGAAUAUUUGUAGAUAAAACAGUUAUGGAAGAAAAUUCCGAACAUAAGCUGGUGAAAAAGGAACUGAAGAAUACAGAAGAAAUUGUUGAAGCCAUGCAUGAAUUAUCACCAGUUUUGGAUGAUUAUAUUAUACCAGCUUUAAACAAUCUCAAAUUAUUUGAAUGA